This is a messenger RNA of Exaiptasia diaphana, 3271 nucleotides long. RefSeq names its product mucin-5AC. The transcript is spliced from 7 exons. Gene Ontology annotation, molecular function: protein binding. Gene Ontology annotation, biological process: signal transduction. Lineage: Eukaryota; Metazoa; Cnidaria; Anthozoa; Actiniaria; Aiptasiidae. The record is from RefSeq and is a predicted model, not a curated record. The coding region runs from base 122 to 1642 and encodes 506 amino acids.
GACAGAAACAGAUUGGGCGAGUAGCAGCCCGCUCAGUAGUUUCGGGUAAAAAGUCUUAAACCUUGUCAAAUCAUCCUGCUACGCUGUUAAUUCUGUGGUUAGCGCUGUUGUAAACAAUGCCAUGAGUGCGUGGUCGACGAUUAAGGGACUAUUGUGGACUGCACUUUUGGUACUAACCAUAUGUAAAUACAGUGAGACUCUAUGCCCAGAUCCAAAUGACAUAGAAGUUUGCAAAGAUGAUGAACCUUCAAAAUGCUUCUGCAGGGCCUGUCUCAGUUGCCCUGAGGGCUACGGACAGAAUUACGAGUGUGCAUCAAGAAUAAAGACAUCACAAAAGUUGAAGUGUGAACCAUGUGUCUUGGGGGUCAACUACAGCGAUACCAAUAGUUCUGCUUUGUGUUUCCCUUGUGGGGGGUGCGAUGGUUUUAAAGUGCUGCAAAAAUGUACAAUAACAAAGCCUACUAUAUGCAGCCAUGAUACUUGUGCAGAUGGAUAUGACUUUAACAGUGAUAUGCCUGAUAUGUUGGUCUGUCAGAAGAAGCCAACUCAGCCACCAACUCAGUCAAUAUCUCAGCCAACAACUCAGCCUACAACUCAGCCAACAACUCAGUCAACAACUCAGCUGACAACUCAGGCGGCAACUCAGCCAACAACUCAGCCCACAACUCAGCCAACAACUCAGCCCACAUCUCAGCCAAUAACUCAGCCAAGAACCCAAAAGGGUAUAUCAACAGAUAGCGACAGCACUACCCCUACUACAAAUGGUUUGGACAAACAUCAAGCAUCCACAAAAAGCUCUCAUGACCAUGUAACCCGCAUUGUUGUUAUCAUUAUUCUUGUGGUAAUUGUUGUAGCAUUCCUCAUAACAGCUGUCCUGAAAAGGAACAAAAUCCGCAACUGUUUAAGGAGAGUCAACUCACAGGAUGGUUCAUCUCCAGCAGAGAGCAAGAGCAUGCUAUUAGAUGUUCUUGAAAGCAGCACAAAGUCAUCUCCAGUAUUACCACAUCAAGCAGGGAGCAGGCUAUUAGAUGCUGUGUCUGGAAGCAGUUCAGAGCCAUCCCCACAACUGACACAUCAAGCAGAGAGGAUCAGUAGGGAUGUUGUGCCUGGAAGCAAGUUACAGCCAUCCCAAGAGCUAUCACUUCAAGCCGUCGAGAGCAGGCUAUUAGAUGCUGUGCCUGGAAGCAGCUCACAGCCAUCCCCACAACUAGUACCACAUCAAGCAGAGAGCAGCAGGCUAUUAGAUGGUGUACCUGGAAGCAAGUUACACCCAUCCCAAGAGCUAUCACAUCAAGGUCAGUAUCAAGCUUACCCAUGGCCUGCAGAUCUCCUUCUGAAGUCCAUAUCACAUGAAUUGCGUUAUGCAAUUGAAACCAGAAUAUCCAAUUCUGAACGACCUGGAUGGCGAGAACUUGCWCAAGAACUGGGUCUUGAUGAAGAAACCAUACUAGGGAUUGACAACCAUAAUCAACCAGAAAAGGGUUAUCAUUUAUUUGAAGCUCUGAAAACUCAAAAACCCAAGCUGACAUUWACUACAUUUGUUGAUGUCCUUGCUAAGCUGAAAAGGGUUGAUGUUGUGGAGAAGUCAAAGGAUUGCUAUCGUGAUAGCAUUGUUAAUAAUGUCACCCUUGAAGACUCUUGAUGGUAAAAGAAAAUUGGCUGAUAGCAAAACGAAUAGGGGUCAACGUACUGGGACAGCUAAAUUCUUACCAGAUAAACAGAAUUAUGAUUUUUGUAGAAACAAAAAGAAUGUACAUUUGGCUGGAUGGUUUUUGCUGGACAUGACCAUACAUUUCCUUGUAUAAUUAUGGCAUGGUCUCAAAGCCCAUUUUGUUUCUAUAUGCUCACACAUCAUAAAACUUGAUUGAUUAUUUUUUUUCUGGAUAGAUAAUUGUUUAAUCAGAUUUCGAAGCUCAGACGCUGCAGUCCCUUUUUUAUUUUGUCAAACAGUCAAUUAAAUGCAUUGUUGAUUAUAUGCAUGAUCUUAUGUAUACUUGAUUGGCAGCUAUUAUGCAGUGAUGCAUUAUGUAUAUAACUAGUAUCAUUUUAUACUGUCAUUUUGUAAAAAGUUUUUUUGAGAUUGUAAUUAUGUCUUUUUGUAGUCUUCCACUGAUGUUUUAAAAGAAAAUUUCUAUGUCCGUAGCACGUACUGCAGCAAUUAAUCCUAGGCAUUGUAGACUUACUUUUUGCAAUUGUUGCAACAGACAAUGCACAUCGUUUCAGAUCAUUAAUAGGGCUUUCUCUUGUUUUACUAAGAUAGAAUCUUAAAAGUGUCAAGGGGUGUUUCAAGUGUGGGUGUCCAUGAGUGCCUGUAUGGAAUAUGUACAGUACACUGAAUAUGAUCUGAAUAUGAUGUAUUCAAGCAGCCGCCUACGACAUCAGUUCCUACCCCUCUCCCCCUAAAUUUUGGAGAGGAAUUUUUCCUUAGGGGGAGGGGGGAGGGGAUAGGGGGAGGGGGUGGGAACAGAAGUACAAUAGCUAGUAUCAGAGCAGCUGACAAAUACAAACUUUAUUUAUAAUGCCGCACAUAAGAUUGAUAAUUUUUAAUUUUUAGGGGGGCUAAUCAAUGAUUUUAUUUGACAAUGUGGCAUUAUCUGACAAAGUGAUUUAAAAAAUGUUUACCUAGAAUAGCGUAAACUGAAUGCCUGAGAAGCUGAAACAGUGACGUGUAAGAAGCACAUCUUAAAAGAUGCUUUAAUAUUAAUACUAUAUAUAUACUACCAUUAUUACCACAUUGUCAAUCUAAUUAGGUCCCUUAAUUGACAGCUAUGGUGCAUGCAUGAAUUAUGUCACUAAUACAUGAUUCUUAUUAAGUGUACUUCAUUACAUAGUACUUUUAAGUCUUUUAAAAUAAAGACAAUAUUUGACCAUAUGAUAAAAUUGUAUGUGCCUCGACCAUCAAAUUAUUAUGUACUGCACAUUGAAUACGUUAAAUCACAUAAUUGACAUAUCUUUGAUGUAAUUAUGCUGCUAGAAUGUUUGCAGUUUUGUACGUAAAAAAAUAGUUUUAUGGAUGGACAAUGUAGAAAAUUGUAUAUAGAUUAGUCUAUAGGAUUAAUGUAUGAGUUAAAAACGUAUUUAUGGUAAUGUUGGCAAGUCAGUGACAUAAUAUUUGUACUGACAUUUUUAAAUACACUUUGUAUGUGUGAAACAAUAUAUAUAUAGUGAUGAUAAUAAUAAUAAUGAUAAUGUUGAUGAUGAUGGCGAGGAUAGGAGUUAUUAAAUAGUAAAUAUGAAUAUUAUUUUAUUGUAUUUAGAAGAAACGAAAUCU